UCUUCCAGGGGGGCUGCUGUUGAGGAAGGGGUCGUGGGGGGAGGUGAGGCUGGGGCAACGGCAUGCGUGCCCACAGAGAGGGCUCCAAGUGCCACCUCUGGCAUGUGUGCCAUAGGUUUGCCACCACUGUCAUAGAAUGAGAGAUCUCUAAUCCCUACCUCCAAAUUGGUGACCUAUGCUUUUUGUGUGAAAAUGAUUAUAAAAUACCAAUAAAUUGAUCCAAACCUGCAGCAUAAGAAAACCCAUAUAUCAUUUGAGGUUCCUUCCUGUUUGGCAAAAACAGGCCUCAUAUUUGGAAUGCUUGAAGUUCUUUUAAAAAAAAUGAAUAAGAAAAAAAAAAGGAAGAAAGCUAUGCAGGCGCACAUAGACACAGUUUUUUUUCUAUGCAAUGAAAUCCUGUCAGCACAGUUAAUCCCUAGGGAAAUCAAAAGUAUAAGCUCCAGAACAGCAACAAGUGAAUGGUCAAAACCAUGUAAUCAAGAUGAAGGCCUCUUCAUACUGAGAUUACACACCCCAUUGCCUCCAAUCACAACCAAAGAUGACAGGAACACAAAUUUAGAAUCAUCUUAUUUUGCAAGGUCUAACUACCCAACAAAAAUGAUAAACCGCUCCGGAUUUUAAAAAUCCACUUUGUCUCUGUACCUUGGAUUUGAGAUAGAUUAAAUAAUUGAAAAGGCUAGGCUAUUAGGUCAUGAUUUCUGUACUGCAGCUGUCCAGCACAAAUUGACAGACACUCGGUAAAUCCUGUUGAUUGAAUAAGAGGCAGGGAAAAUCUCCAUGCACAGCAAAGCACACUUGAAAUGGAGAAAGGAGCAUAAUCGAAUGGAAAAAAGAGACAGCACUUUAUAUGGAUUUACUUAACUGGUCCUGUGGUAGUAAGAAUAGUAAUUUAUGAAUUAAGGCAUCAAUGGAUACACAGAACCAGUCUAAACGGCAACGGCAGCUCAGACAGAAAUACUGCUUCUCAUAAAAAUUGAAUUGAACUUUCUGUAAACUCGACAAGUGAAGAACCAUGAAUGGUUCAUUUCUUUUUGUUUCAAGUAUUAUCAUACUGGUAGAUGUGGUGACCGACUGUCCCCUCAAAUGUCUGUGUCAUCCAAAUUCAAGGACAGUGGAUUGCAGAAAUCAAGGACUUGCCGAAGUUCCUUCCCAUUUACCUGCUGAAACUCAAAUAUUACUUUUGUCAAACAAUGGCAUUCAGAAACUCAGUCAAAGGACUUUUAGGGGCACAAAGAGUCUCAAAAUCCUGGACUUAUCGAACAAUUCUAUUUCAGGUUUAUUACCUGAAACAUUUGGAGGACUAGUACAUUUGCAGAUUCUAAAUCUAACCAAUAAUGUCAUUGGAUAUAUAGAUAAUAAGACCUUUAGCUCUCUACCCCACUUAAGAGCACUGGAUUUAUCAUCAAACAAUAUAUCAAAGCUUCCUAGAACUUUAGGAAACAAGACAGAGAACAUUACUUUAUUGUCUCUGAAAUAUAAUCAUCUUCACGAAGUUGACAGACUUCUGUUAGAAUCACUUCCAAAUCUGAAAAUGAUUCUUUUCAAGGGUAAUUUCUGGCAAUGUAAUUGUCAAGUCUUUGGGCUUAAAUUAUGGCUGGAAACCUUUCUGUACAAUGGAGGAAUUAGCGAUGAAAUUGUCUGCUCAACCCCUGAAAAUCGGAAAGGAAAAGACCUGCUGAAAAUUCCCUACGAGUUGUAUGGGACCUGUUUUCCUACAGCUUCUCAUGGUCAUCAAGUCUACUGGCAUCACAGUUCUAAGCCUAAAGGUUCUGCAAAGCACACCCUUCCCAGUGAACAUGGAGGAAACAGCACCCACGCAAACUGUGAACGUAAAUCAAAGCCACGGCCGGUUAACUUGCGUCAUUCAGUUGUCACUGUGGCUAUAACUGGUGUUGUCUGUGGGAUCAUAUGCCUCAUGAUGUUGGCUGCUGCAGUAUAUGGCUGUGCCUAUGCAGUAAUUACAGCAAAAUAUCACCAGGAAAAUUCAUAUCCUGGCAAGGAGAAGGGGAGCCAUGAAGAAAAAGAGCCAUUUGAGAAUUCCUUGGCUUGAGUUUCUGAUGGCUCUGAACUGCCUAAAGGAAAUUCUUUGGUUAGUUGUGGUUCCACUUUCUCUAGAAACAAGAAGAGUAUUGAAAUAGGUUUAAUAUAUCCUGAGGAUUGAUUUCCUUGGUACAGGAAUAUUCUUCAGCAUAUAAAUAUUGUAAUAUGUGAUGUUUUAUAUUUACCUGGUUCAUGGGUAUAAUUUAAUCCUGUUUAUAUAUGGUAGGGUUGUAAACAUUGACCAACAAUUGGAGCAACGUAUAUGCCUAGCAAAAUAAAUGAGCAAAUUUACCCUGGCUUGAUUCAAGCCUCCCUUCCAUAUUCCAGAGUUUUUUCAUAUUCCAGAGUGUUUUCACAUAAACCUAUUCUCAAAAAAAAUCUUUUGAAAUGGGAAGAAAAUGGACUAUGCUAGCACAUUCCUGGAUAAACUAUAUAUUAUAUAAAAAUGGGGUUAACAGAUAGAUAGCAAUAGAGACAGAAAUAUUAGACAUUCUCUCCCUCCCUAUGAAUGGUCUUUAAAUAUUUUGUUCUUGACCACUAAAAAAAAUCCUUUUAAACGGAAAGAUGAAAACCUCUCUGUUCCUUUCAAUUGCUUUUCAAAAGCCUUUCAGAAAUCAGUGUGAAAAGAGUUUGAGGUUCUGCUUGAGGUCUUCCACCAAACUUUUAGUUUAAUCCCCAAAUCACAGCCUAGAAAAGAAACAUGCUAAUAACCAUAAAUGAAUUCCAAAAUAAAAACUCAAUGUAGAUUAUUGUAAAUACACUGUACAACAAAUACAACUCUGAUAGAUAACAAGAGUAGAAAUAUCAUAAGGAAUUUGCCUAAGGAAUAUGUGAUGGAUUAAAUAGGUUUAUUUAUUUGCAUUUUUAUUUAUUUCCUCUAAGAAACUUUAAACUUUUCAAUCCUAAAAUUUACUUUAAUCACUAUAUCUUGCUAGCCUUUACAAUUCUAGUUUAUGUAUAAUUGAAAAAAAUAUUAUAUGGGGGAUUUGAAUUAAUAACUUAUGUUAUUGUUGUUGCUCUGUGAUAAUUACAUUUUAUUACAGUACAGAUUUUGUUCAUACUAUUGUUAAUUGGGUAUUAUAAAAUGGAACAUUCAGCCUGUACAUUUUAUAAUAAAUAA
Molecule: messenger RNA, 3160 nt
Organism: Crotalus tigris (Tiger rattlesnake)
Lineage: Eukaryota; Metazoa; Chordata; Lepidosauria; Squamata; Viperidae
Gene: LRTM1
Product: leucine rich repeats and transmembrane domains 1
Exons: 3
Coding region: 1013-2050 (345 amino acids)
Molecular function (GO): protein binding
Source: RefSeq, a predicted model, not a curated record